AUGGUGCUGCCAGAAGAAUGCUGCAACAAGUGCGCGGCGACGGCGGGCUGCGCGGCCUUCACCUUUAUCAACUCUGGCUGGGACGGCCAGACCCACUGCUACCUCAAGAGCAGCACCGGCACCAAGAAGAGCGUCGCGGGGGCUGUGUCGGUAGUCGUGGCUUCGGCCACGUGCAUCAACUCUCCACUGGCUGUGAACUCGACGUCGACUCAUAUCCAGGCGCAGAUCCGUAGUGGUGCCGUCAAGUCCCGAGCCGUCAACUUGGGUGGUUGGCUGGUGAGCGAGAACUGGAUGUCCUGGGACUCGCCGCUGUGGACGAACGUGGCCAGCGACCAGGCGUGGCGUGGCGAGUACAACGUCAUGAAAGGCCUCGGCAAGACGGAAGGCGCCGCCGCCUUUGAAGCGCAUCGCAAGACGUGGAUCACUGAGGCCGACAUCAAGGAGAUCGCGGCCACCGGCGUGCUCAACACUGUUCGAGUUUCUGUCGGCCACUGGAUCGUUCGAGACGCCACCACUGCUCCUGGCACUGAGGGCGACAUGUACGCUCCUGGCGGACUCAAGUACCUGGACACGCUCAUCAACGACUGGGCCGUCAAGUACAACGUGGCGGUCUUGGUGAGCCUCCACGCGCAUCAGGGCAGUCAGAACGGCUACGAGCACAGCUCUCCAGUCACCAUCGGCACUGUUGCGUGGAGUACGUCGCAGACCAACAUCGACAACUCGCUAGUGUUCUCGACCUUCCUGGCGGCUCGAUACAAGGACAGCCCCGGGUUCCUCGGUCUGGCCUUGAUGAACGAGCCUCAGCCCCCCGUGGAUCGAACUGCGCUGCAGAACUACUACAUAGAGUCGUACAACCGCAUUCGAGCCACGGGUAACCAGUGUAUUCUGCUCGUGACUCCGUUCCUGAGUGAACAAGACGCGGACCACUUGAGCGGGAUGAUCGGCGCCCCCGACUACGUGAAUGUGUGGAACGAGAUCCACGCGUACUUCAUCUGGGGCUACGACGGCGUGACGGAGGAGCAGAUUCUGGCGCAGAUCGACGUGUACGACCAGAGCCACCUCAAGGCGGCGCAGACCAACAACCGCCUCUUCCUGGGCGAGUGGUGUAUGGGAGGCCCUCCCGACCAGACCGGCAUCUUCCAGAACUUGGACAACUUUCGUGAACUUGGACGGAAGCAGCUCGCGUACUACAACGCGGACACCACCGGUGGCUGGGCCUUCUGGACGUGGCGCCAUUCGGACGAAACGAUCAAGCGCACGGGCUGGUCGAUGCGCUAUUUGAUCCGGAACGGCUUCCUCAACCUGUCUUGA
Phytophthora sojae is the source of this 1311-nucleotide messenger RNA. RefSeq lists its product as hypothetical. Gene Ontology annotation, biological process: glucan catabolic process. Gene Ontology annotation, cellular component: cell surface; extracellular region. The transcript has 2 exons. Gene Ontology annotation, molecular function: beta-glucosidase activity. The record is from RefSeq and is a predicted model, not a curated record. NCBI's taxonomy places the organism in Eukaryota, Oomycota, Peronosporomycetes, Peronosporales, Peronosporaceae. Bases 1 to 1311 code for a protein of 436 amino acids.